Molecule: messenger RNA, 2595 nt
Organism: Nicotiana tabacum (common tobacco)
Lineage: Eukaryota; Viridiplantae; Streptophyta; Magnoliopsida; Solanales; Solanaceae
Source: RefSeq, a predicted model, not a curated record
AUGGUGGAGAUAAAUGAACUAGCCAUAGAGCCUAGGGCGUUUAAAGAAGAUGCACUAGAAAAGGCAUUGGCGUUGUUUAAUCACUUAGAACUUGAAGAAGAGGUUGAGGAGAUAUUGCACAUUCUGGAUGCAUCGUGUGAAUACAUAAGAGAAAGAACCCAAUUUGAUCCUCUGGAUAGGCCAAUCGGCCCGCCUCCUAAACCUUUACCAUCUCAUCUUCAUUAUGCAUAUUUAGGAAAUUCUAACACUUUACAUGUGAUUGCUUCUUCUCAUUUGUCUGAAUUGCAGGAAGAAAAGCUCUUAAGGGUGUUGAGGGAGCACAAACAUACCAUUGGUUGGAUGGUGUCUGACAUAAAAGGUAUUAGCCAUGCAUUCUGCAUGCACAAAAUACUCAUGGAGGAGGGACACAAGCCUAGUGUGGAGCAUCAACGCCGCCUCAAUCCAAUCAUGAAUGAGGUGGUAAGAAAAGAAGUAAUUAAAUGGCUCGAUGCAGGUAUAGUAUUUUCUAUCUCCGGUAGCAGGUGUGAGGAGACUAAUCUGGUACUGAAUUGGAAAAAGUGCCAUUUUAUGGUAUGCGAAGGUAUAGGGCUGGGACACAAGGUGUCCAAAGAUGGACUGGAAGUUGACAAGGCUAAGGUGGAAGCAAUUGAAAAGUUUCCACCACCGAUUUCAGUGAAAGGAGCUAGGAGUUUUCUGGGACAUGCAGGUUUUUAUCGCCGAUUUAUAAAGGAUUUCUCAAAAAUUUUCUCUCCUUUGUGCAGGUUGUUAGAGAAGGAUGUGUCGUUCAAGUUUGACGAUACUUGUCUAAAAGCAUUCGAGGAGCUGAAAAAGAAGUUAGUGAGUGCACCAAUCAAAGUGGCUUCUGACUGGAACGAGCCAUUUAAACUAAUGCGUGACGCUAGUGAUGGUGCAAUUAGGGCCGAAUUUGACUUGGAGAUCCGAGACCGUAAAGGAUCAGAGAAUCAAGUGGCUGAUCACUUGUCUAGGUUAGAAAUUCGGAAUCAUGUAGAUGAGAGAGAUGUCAUCAAGGAAACAUUCCCGGAUGAGCAAUUGUUGGCCAUUACUGCUGGGGAGGUGCCAUGGUAUGCAGAUUUUAUGAACUAUCUGGGAAGUGGUGAGAUGCCGCCUGAUCUUGAACCUUAUGCUAAAAAGAAGUUCUUGCGAGAUGUGAGGUCAUAUGUGUGGGAUGAGCCAUUCCUGUUAGAAAUUCGGAAUCAUGUAGAUGAGAGAGAUGUCAUCAAGGAAACAUUCCCGGAUGAGCAAUUGUUGGCCAUUACUGCUGGGGAGGUGCCAUGGUAUGCAGAUUUUAUGAACUAUCUGGGAAGUGGUGAGAUGCCGCCUGAUCUUGAACCUUAUGCUAAAAAGAAGUUCUUGCGAGAUGUGAGGUUAGAAAUUCGGAAUCAUGUAGAUGAGAGAGAUGUCAUCAAGGAAACAUUCCCGGAUGAGCAAUUGUUGGCCAUUACUGCUGGGGAGGUGCCAUGGUAUGCAGAUUUUAUGAACUAUCUGGGAAGUGGUGAGAUGCCGCCUGAUCUUGAACCUUAUGCUAAAAAGAAGUUCUUGCGAGAUGUGAGGUCAUAUGUGUGGGAUGAGCCAUUCCUGUUCAAAUCUUGUAUUGAUCAGCUAAUGAUAAGAUGUGUGCCUGAAUCUGAAAUAAAUGUUAUCUUACAUGAAUGUCAUGCAUCGCCCUACGGUAGUCAUCAUGCGGGUGACAAAACAACAGCGAAGGUAUUGCAAUCGGGUUUUUAUUGGCCUAAGGUGUUUAAAGACCCCCAUGAGUUCGUGAGAAUAUGUGAUAGGUGCCAGAGAACAGGAACAAUUACGAAAAGGCAUGAGAUGCCAUUGCACGGUAUUAUGGAGGUUGAAAUUUUUGAUGUUUGGGAAAUUGAUUUUAUGGGUCAGUUUCCCUCGUCCAGUGGGUGUAAGUACAUUUUGGUGGCCGUUGAUUAUGUGUCGAAAUGGGUGGAGGCCAUAGCUCUUCCUACCAAUGAUGCCAAUGUUGUGAUUAAAUUUGUGAAAAAGCAUAUAUUUACAAGGUUCGGCACUCCGAGAGUGAUGAUAAGUGAUUGGGGCACCCAUUUCUGUAACAAGAUCUUGGACAAUGUCUUAGCGCAAUAUGGGGUCAAACAUAAAAUUGCAACAGCUUACUAUCCUCAGACUAGUGGGCAAGUUGAAGUCUCAAAUAGAAAGAUAAAGCAGAUCCUGGAGAAGACGGUUAGUGCAAGUAGGAAAGAUUGGGUUGCAAAGCUUGAUGAUUCUCUAUGGGCAUACCGGACCGCCUACAAAACUCCAAUAGGAACCUCCCCUUACAAGUUGAUUUAUGGGAAAGCAUGCCAUUUACCAGUGGAACUUGAGCACAAGGCUUAUUGGGAAAUAAAGAAGUUAAACUUUGAUGCAGACUUAGCGGUAAAAAGCGGGAAGCUCAAAUCGAGAUGGUCGGAUCCGUUUGAGGUAGUAAGAGUCUCUCCACAUGGUGCAAUUGAGAUGCACAUCUUAGGUGGCGAGAGAACGUUCUUAGUGAACGGACAAAGAGUAAAGCACUAUUAUGGAGGUGACUUUGAUUGUCAGAAGUCGAAGGUGUUACUUGCCAAUGAUUAG